AAAAGCGCCAAAAGUUUGACAUCUUUUCAAUUUUGAUCAUUGAUUUGAAACAAUUGAUUACAAGAUCUGUUUAUCGGGUAAUUGAGUGUUCAAUUAGUGACCAUUUAAUACCCGAUGAAAAUGGAUACCAAUAUUAAUGAUAUGAUUAAUGAAGUGAUCGCUGUUUGUAACGAUUUGGGUCACAAAAACAAACUCUUGGAUAACAAAUACAUAUUGAAUAAGAAAGACUGUCAUCAUGUGCUUAAAGACCUGAUCCGCUUCUUAAGGAGCGAUAAUAAAACACAUUUUCCCGUCCGGACACAGUUGGGAACAUCGGAUAUUGUAGACAAUGAUUUGAUCCCAAUUGUUGAACAAUACUGUUUAGAAGACAUUCCUUUGUUUGAUAAAAUACUUCGUCUGUUAAUUGAUUUAACAAAUCCGGUAAUACUUCUGUUCAGACAAACGACACCAACGGAUAAAUCAGAGUUACAAAAGUUUAUUGAAUUACAAGAAUUUCUUUACUUAUAUAAAGUAUCAUUUGGUUCACACAAGAGAUUCUGGUCAGUGAUAGCUAAACACUUGACGCGAAUCAUUGAAUUGGAGGCCGAGAACCGUCAGGUGGAGGACGGACUCAUGUUUGAGCGCAUUCUUAUACUCAUCAGAAAUAUUCUUCACAUUCCCAUCGAUGGCCAACACAUGAAAGCCGAAGUACAUACCAAUCCUCACGACCACUUACUACAAGUGCUACACAGUUCGGGAAUCGCUGAUCUCAUACUUUAUUUAACCAAUGAUGACGCCCAUCAAGAGUUUUGUUUUCAUUUAAUUGAAAUCAUAUCUUUGAUGUUUAGAGAUCAGAGCGCAGAGUUUAUCGCUAAAAGUGUAACUAAUUGUCAACAAAAUGAACAACAAAGAAGUGAUUUCGAGAAAGAAGUCGACAGAAAGGAGUUGAAAGAAUUGAAAGCCAGAGAUAUUAAUAAUAAAAUUAAAGUAAAACCAAAUUUAAAUCGAUUUAAUGGCACAUAUAGUGUGAAGAAUAUGAAGUCGAUUAGCGAUCGCGAUAUGAUUUGCCACAAAACUCCACAAGACUUAACUCAAUUGAGUUUUGACGUCAAUAAAGACAUUAAACGUAAAAAUCGAUUCAGAAAACCAAUGGCAGACGAAUCGGCAAACAAGAGUGCUAUCGGUCCACAAGUGAUACAUAAGUCAACAUUUACUGUCAGAAAAAUUUUAUACGAUUUUUGCGUUGAUUUUAUUACCAAUUCAUACAAUCUAUUUAUGAAAACAAUUUACGAGAACUUAAGUCGAAAUCUAAACCAAGAAAACGAUGAAACAUAUUAUCUUUGGGCCAUUCAAUUCUUCAUGGAAUUCAACAGAACUAAUCCCAAGUCAUCCGACAGUUUACUGGUGACCCAAACGAUGACAGUAACGACCUUUCACUUCUUGACCACACAGUUUGAACGUUAUAUUGAUUUUCUUAAGACACAAAAGGAAAAUUUGUCUCUUUGGUCAAAAAGACUUCAUUAUGCACUGAAAGCAUAUCGGGAACUGUUGUUUAGUAUGAAUUGGUUUAGUUAUAACAAAGAUGAAAGUAUCCGAUCGAUUGCUAAGCAAAUAAAGAAAUAUAUUUUUUAUGAAGUAGAGUAUAGAGAUCUGUUGCUUCAAUUGAUUGGUGAUUAUAAUGAGUCAAAAAUGACAAAAUCAUAUCUUAAGGAUCUUAUUGAGACAAAUCAUAUAUUCCUAAAAAUGUUGGAACAUUACUAUAGAAGUAAUACUAAGAUUGUCGUCAAAGAAAAAAUAAAAAAAUCUAAGAGAAAGAAGUCACAGAAGAAGAAAAAUGAUUCAAAAAUACCUCCUGAAGAUGUUUGGAAUGAAAUUAUUAGUAUUGUUUCCGAAGCAUUAUCUGGAAGUCUAGAUCUUCCGUCACCUCAAGAAAAUGUCGAAAUUCGAGCAUUUGAUUCAAUUUCAGGAAAGAAAAUUGAAGAACAAAAAGGUGAUGUUAUGCAACGCAUUCAUAAUUUCUUAUAUGAGAAACGAGUUGUUGAAGCCGUCAGCCUAUAUAGAGAUGCAAGAAGUUGUUGGGCCGGUGAUGAAGACAACGCCUUUGGUAGUCAAGACAUUCUUCCUGAAGAUGAACUCAUUUCAUUAAAUGAAAUUUUAAUGACUGACUUCCCUAACGAACCAUCAGUUGAAGAGGUAAAUAAUGACGAAGAAAUUGAGGAAAAAGACAUUGAAGAUAACGAAAGCCGAACACAAAUAAGAGAACGAGAGAUUGAAUUUACUGAAGUAAUCAAUAAGUAUUGUCGUCCAAAUGUGAUCACUAAUUAUUGUUUGCUUUUAAGACAUUUUGAUUCAAAUACUGAUGAAACAAAUCAUUGUAUACUAAAAAUGUUACACAGAAUUGCUUUUGAUAGCAAAAUGCAUGCAAUGCUAUGUCAGGUAUCACUGUUUCGUACACUACAACGCAUUUUGUCGGAUCCGAUAAGAGAUUCAUCAGCACUUAAUGAACUGAAGAAAUUUGCCAAAUUUAUUGUAAUGAAAUUUGUUGGAAUAGCUAAUAAAAACAAGAAAGUCUUUAUGGAAAUAUUUUUCUGGAAGAACUGCAACGAAGCUUAUCAGGUGGAGGAAGGAUACACUGAGAGCAGAGGCACCAAAGUUGCCAAACAAUUGUGGACUGAGGAACAAGAACACGAACUAACUGUUCUUUUUGAAGAAUAUAAAGACAAAUGCGAAGGCGAUAAGGAUUACAUCGACUUUAUUCUUGAACAUAUGAUCGACGAUACAAAAACUAGAAGACAAGUGAUUAAACAACUUAAGCAACAGGGACUUUUUAUACCACUUAAAGCUAAAAGAACGUCAACUAAACGAUCAAAAAAUAAAUCUGAGAAUCCAUUCGAUGAGUUAAGAAGUGAUGAGGAAAGCGAUGAAGACAUGAAUGACAAUUUGAACACUAAUUAUAACAACGAAGAGAUAAACCAUCACUUGAAUGAGUAUAAUAAGGAUGAUAAUGAAGUUAAUGACGUAAACAGCGAAAUAGUCAAAUCAUUAGAGGAUGAGGUGAGUGAAGAUAAUGACGAUAACCAUAACAGAGAUAAUGAAGAAAUAUCAGAAAAGAGAGAGAAUGAAAAAAUGAAGUCAAAAGAUAGUAUCGAUAUUUAUAGAAAAAUUAAAAGAAAACGUCUUAUAAGUGAUUCAAGUGAGUCAUCAUCUGAUGAAUUACCCGUUCUUACUAUCGAUGAGUUGUCUACAACUGAUGGAAUUAAAAGAACUAUUGAUGAUUCAGAUGACGAAGUUGUGGUCAAACCUAAAAAUAAGAAGAGACAUCUGAUCAUCGAUGAUGAAGAAGACGAAUGAAUAAUUCAUUUGCCUAUAUUAACAAUUUAUUAUUUUAAUUA
Oppia nitens is the source of this 3371-nucleotide messenger RNA. Its product is annotated as protein timeless homolog. The record is from RefSeq and is a predicted model, not a curated record. Lineage: Eukaryota; Metazoa; Arthropoda; Arachnida; Sarcoptiformes; Oppiidae. Gene Ontology annotation, molecular function: DNA binding. Gene Ontology annotation, cellular component: replication fork protection complex. Gene Ontology annotation, biological process: DNA repair; DNA replication checkpoint signaling; replication fork arrest. The transcript is spliced from 2 exons. The coding region runs from base 115 to 3330 and encodes 1071 amino acids.